AUGGCAAAAAAAAAAUCGUAUGGAAGAUCCCACCCGCACGGGAGAGCGGCCACGAUGCCCACGACCCCGUCCCAGCGGUGGAAACCCCCCUGCCGGACGCCCACGCUGCGUAAGCAUAUUACUUAUUUAUGUAACGACGUGCAGGAUCAAGAACAAAGGGAGGCUAUUUGAAUUAUAGGAUCCUGCGCUGUUUUUUCCUGUGGAUAUCAAGGACGCAGAUUAAAUA
Molecule: messenger RNA, 226 nt
Organism: Amoebophrya sp. A120
Lineage: Eukaryota; Dinophyceae; Syndiniales; Amoebophryaceae
Source: the annotation of a GenBank genome assembly